UUCCUUUGUUUUCUUUUUGCUUUAGCUCUGUGUAUGGCUGGCUUAGACUUGGGCUCAGCUUCUCGCUUUGUUCAACAGCUUCAUCAACGCCCUGACCUUCACCUGCAAGGGCCAUCCGACGAUGAUGACAACGACCAGAACCAAGAUAAUAGCGUCCCACAAGAGCUUGAGCUGGGUAACCCUAACCCAGGUCCAGGCGAUGUCGUCGUGGGCCGCCGGGCUAGGGGUCGGCCCGCGGGUUCAAAGAACAAGCCUAAACCACCAGUGAUCAUCACCAGGGAGAGCGCCAACACUCUCCGAGCUCAUAUCUUGGAAGUAAGCAGUGGCUCCGACGUGUUUGAGUCCGUGGCCAUGUAUGCACGGAAGCGUCAGCGUGGGAUCUGUGUGUUGAGCGGUAGCGGCACCGUCUCCAACGUCUGCUUGCGGCAGCCUUCGGCAGCUGGUGCAGUCGUCAAACUGCACGGCCGGUUCGAGAUAUUGUCUCUGUCGGGCUCUUUUCUUCCUCCGCCGGCGCCGCCCGGUGCGACGAACCUGACCAUAUUUUUGGCAGGCGGGCAGGGACAGGUAGUAGGAGGGAACGUUGUGGGAGCUCUGAUUGCAGCCGGGCCAAUCAUCGUUAUCGCCUCGUCGUUCACUAACGUGGCGUAUGAGAGACUGCCCUUGGAUGAGGAACAGGAACCAUUGCAGCUGCAACAACCAGUCUCACAGUCAUCCGGUGGUGGCAGCGGUGGAGGCGGUGGCGGAGUGAGCAACCCAUUUUCGGACCCGUCUUCGGGGCUUCCUUUCUUCAAUCUGCCGCUCAAUAUGGCGAAUGGUCAGUUACCGGUUGAUGGUUGGGCUGGGAACUCAGGUGGCAGGACGCCUUUUUAAUUGACCUUUUGUGGUCAGAAAUUAAGGUUAGGGCACAUCUCAGCUUAGACUUGAUCAAUAUCUGCGUACGCCCUUAAUUCCUUUCUUGUUUAAUUACGUUUGCCAGUGUUGUAAACUUAAUUUGUUCUCUGAAUUCUGAGAUUCUUCUGAGGUAGUACUACUACUUGAUCUGUAUGAAAUUCCGCCUCCUUUACUUAACUAGCUAGCUAGUAAUUCAGUCAGUAGUUUGAACAUAUCAUGUCUCGAUCAUAUGGAGGAGUGCUAAUUAGAAUGAUCAA
This is a messenger RNA of Juglans regia (Persian walnut), 1148 nucleotides long. RefSeq names its product AT-hook motif nuclear-localized protein 23-like. Gene Ontology annotation, molecular function: DNA-binding transcription factor activity; minor groove of adenine-thymine-rich DNA binding. The record is from RefSeq and is a predicted model, not a curated record. Gene Ontology annotation, cellular component: nucleus. The transcript has a single exon. The coding region runs from base 34 to 870 and encodes 278 amino acids. Lineage: Eukaryota; Viridiplantae; Streptophyta; Magnoliopsida; Fagales; Juglandaceae.